GCGGGGCCGCCGCAGCCGUCCCCUCUCGGGCGCUCCCGCAGCGGCGCGGACACGCGGCUCUGAGCGCCCGCAGCUGCGGCCGGUGCCGCUCCCCGCUCCCCGCUCCGCCAUGAGCUGCUCGGCGGACGCCGUGAAGGAGAAGCUGCUGUGGAACGUGAAGAAGGAGGUAAAGCAGAUCAUGGAAGAAGCUGUCACCCGGAAAUUUGUACAUGAAGACAGCAGUCACAUCAUUGCCUUAUGUGGUGUGGUGGAAGCGUGUCUGCUGCACAUGCUGAAGCGCAGGGCCGCCGGCUUCCUGCGGACUGACAAGGUGGCUGCGCUCUUCACCAAGGUUGGCAAGACGUAUGCAGUAGCUGGAGAUGUGUGCAAGAAAGUGCAGGAACUGCAGCAGCAGGUAGAAGGCAGGAAAAACCAGCCAAACGGGCAGGAGCCCCUCAAGAGGCAGGGAUCAACCACAAACAAAACACCUGUGCUGACACCUCAGGCCAUCAAGCACAUCUGGGUUCGAACAGCGUUGAUUGAGAAGGUGCUUGACAAGAUUGUGCAGUAUAUUGUCGAUAACUGCAGUAAAUACUAUGAGAAAGAAGCUUUACUGGCAGAUCCAGUGUGUGGGCCAAUACUGGCUUCUCUUCUAGUUGGACCAUGUGCUCUGGAGUACACCAAGCUGAAAACAGCAGAUCACUACUGGACAGACCCUUCGGCAGACGAGCUGGUGCAACGGCACCGGAUUCACGGCGUGCACGGCCGCCAGGACUCUCCCUCGAAGCGCCCAGCCCUGGGAAUCCGGAAGCGGCACUCCAGCGGGAGCACGUCCGAGGAGCGCGAUCGCUUCGCCGCCUCCGCCAGGGAGUACGUGGAGUCCCUGCACCAGAACUCGCGCACACACCUCCUGUACGGCAAGAACAACGUCCUGGUCCAGCCGAAAGACGACUUGGAGGCAAUUCCUGGGUAUCUCUCCCUUCAUCAGUCAGCAGAUAAUUUGACAUUAAAAUGGACUCCAAAUCAACUGAUGAAUGGAACCCUUGGGGAUUCAGAGCUGGAGAAGAGUGUGUACUGGGACUACGCAUUGAUAGUGCCCCUCAGCCAGAUCGUCUGCAUUCACUGCCAUCAGCAACAAAGCAGAUGGACAUUAGUCCUGGUGAGUCAGGAUGGAACUCAGAGACCUCCACUGCACUUCCCCCAAGGAGGUCACCUCCUCGCCUUCCUUUCCUGCCUGGAGAACGGCCUCCUGCCUCGUGGCCAGCUGGAACCGCCGCUGUGGUCCCAGCAGGGCAAGGGUAAGGUGUUCCCAAAGCUUCGGAAACGGAACAGCAACAGAUCAGUGGACCUAGAGGAGAUGCCAGCUGAAGACACUUCUACAGACUAUGUGUUCAGAAUUAUCUAUCCAGGACACAAGCAUGAAAACAUAACUAUUAACUACCACCACUUAGCUGCCAGCCGCUCUACCUCUGUUGACGAUGAUGAGGAGGAGGAAGAUAAGCUACACGCAAUGCUAUCAAUGAUCUGCUCUCGGAACCUCACAGCUCCUAAUAGGAUGAAAGACACCAGUGAAAUGAUAGAGAUGCAAGGCUUUGGAGCAAACCUGCUGUCGUGGCAGCUGGAGCACUGCAGCCAAGGCUCCUCGUGUGUCUCCUGUUCAACAGGCAGCUCCCCCUACGAUAUACCCAGCUGUUGCAACUGCAUCCAUGAUAGAACUCCAUUAAAGAUGUUGUGUGAAAGCAUGAAGAGGCAAAUCGUCUCCAGAGCCUUUUAUGGAUGGCUCGCCCACUGCCGCCACCUGAGCACGGUGCGCACGCACCUCUCGGCGCUGGUGAACCACACCAUCGUCCCCCCCGACAGGCCCAGCGCCGCCGGGCUCACCAAGGAGGUCUGGAGCAAGUACCAGAAGGACAAGAAGAAUUACAAGGAGCUGGAGCUGCUGAGAAGAGUUUACUACGGCGGGGUGCAGCAUGAGAUUCGGAAGGAAGUCUGGCCCUUCCUCUUGGGGCACUACAGGUUUGGCAUGGCCAAAAAGGAAAUGGAGCAGGUGGAUGAAGACAUCGCUCUGCGCUAUCAGAAGGUCAUGGCUGAGUGGAAAGCCUGUGAGGUCGUUGUAAAGCAGCGAGAGAAGGAAUCGCACUCUGCCACCCUGGCCAAGUUCUCAUCAGGCAGCAGCAUUGACAGCCACGUGCAGCGGCUGAUCCACAGGGACUCCACCAUCAGCAAUGACGUGUUUAUCUCGGUGGAUGAAGCGGACUCGUCAGAGCGGGGCCGGGCCGAUCCCUCCCUCACCGCCGUGACCGCCGCGGCUGCCCCCGAGCCGCACUCCGUGGAGUUUGACUCCCCCGACUCCGGGCUCCCGUCCUCCAGGAACUACUCGGUGGCCUCGGGCGUCCUGUCCAGCAUCGACGACGGGCAGAGCGGCUCCUUCGAAGAAGGGGCUGAGGACGAGGGCAGCGCCGAGCUGUGCCGGGCCGGGCCGGACGCGCACAGAGCCGGGUCAGGGCUGCGGCCCCAGGAGUCCGUGUCGGAGCAGCAGCUGGGGGCCCAGGGCGACUAUUUAAUGGAUGUUGCUUCUGUCUGCGCUGCGUCCUACACAAUAGAGUUACUGGACACUGUUGCCUUAAAUUUGCACAGAAUUGAUAAAGAUGUCCAGAGGUGUGACCGGAAUUACUGGUAUUUUACUGAUGACAACCUGGAGAAGCUCCGAAAUGUCAUGUGCAGUUAUGUUUGGGAGCACCUGGAAGUUGGUUAUGUUCAAGGCAUGUGUGACCUCCUGGCUCCUUUGAUGGUUGUACUUGACAAUGAUCAGCUGGCUUACAGCUGCUUCAGCCACCUGAUGAAGAGGAUGAGCCAGAACUUCCCCAACGGCGGAGCCAUGGACACACACUUUGCCAACAUGCGGUCCCUGAUCCAGAUUCUGGACUCUGAGCUUUUUGAAUUGAUGCACCAGAAUGGAGAUUACACUCACUUCUACUUCUGCUACCGCUGGUUCCUGCUUGACUUCAAAAGAGAAUUGUUGUACGAGGAUGUAUUUACAGUGUGGGAAGUUAUUUGGGCAGCAAAGCACAUCUCUUCAGAACAUUUUGUCCUUUUCAUUGCCUUAGCACUUGUGGAAGUUUAUCGAGAGAUUAUCCGAGAUAACAACAUGGACUUCACUGAUAUCAUCAAGUUUUUUAAUGAGAUGGCAGAGCAUCAUAAUGCAGAGGAAAUCCUGAGGAUAGCAAGAGACCUUGUCUACAAAGUGCAGACACUGAUUGAGAACAAGUGACACUGACCAGGCUGGGGGCUGUUGGAUGGAGCAGUUCUUGCACUGUAACUUCAGAGUGGUGUUUUAAUUGCAUCUUCCAUGUAAUGUAACAAAUACCAGAGAGAUUUGUAACAGACUUUUAAAAGCAGAACUUCCCCCUCCCCAGAGAGGUUGUGUUUGAUAGUCCUUGUUACACUCACUUUGUAUUUCUAGACAAAACCUUUUUGCAUUCUCCUACUUCCCCCUCUAGACCAUCUCUCUACAGCUUUGAGAUAUCAAAAAGGGGGGAUUUGACAUACCAGAACGUUUGUAUUUUGACUCCCUGCACACCUUUAAAGCCUGGAUGUGUGUUGUGUGCUGUGCCAGCCCCUUCCACGGAGGUGCAGCCGGAUCUGACGCUCACUGCAGGGCCCAGCCUGGCCGAGGGCUCCUCGUCUGUGCCUUGAACAGGGGAGAGAAUGUGCAUGAGCACCUGUGGCCAAAACAGUUGGGCGUGUAUUUAGCAGAGUCUUGAGCAGCAGUUAAGGUAAAUAAAGUUACCAGCUGGGAGAAUACCCUUGAACUAAAUGCUGUGGUUAAUGUGAGCAGUGAAGAUCUGUCAACACAUGCUGAAAACAUCAGUUACCCUUUGCUGCCUCAGCUCGGGCUCCUGAGUCCUGUUGCCCCAGACAUUCCUUCCUUUCACCUUGCCAACUGCCUCUGUGGCUAUUCCCAGCCAGCAGGCCGUGGUUCAGGUUAACGAGCUCAGCACAGACAGGUCCCUGCUCACACUGGCAGCUCCCAGGUGCCAUCUGUGCCAUGAAGGCCCCAUCCUGCAGCACAGAGCCUCUCCUCUCCUCACUGCACACUCCUUGCCCUUGCUCCUGCCCACUCUGCAGAGCUCUGGGAGGACUGACAGCUCUGACCAUACACUGGUCUGUAUGACUGCAGUAAAAGAUGGGAAAUAAUAGUCCAAAAAGGGGAAAAAAUGCACACACAGAGCCAGGGCCCCCUGAAACUGGCGUCUCAACACUGGGAGGGAGGGGAAAAAGCCAACACGGGUCCUGAUGCUACCAGAUGCCAUCAGAUAGGAGCGUGGUCUCCGUGCUCGUGGAAGAAGAGUGAGAACAGAGGAGCUGACUCUGUGCUGAGAAGGGAACUGCAGAGACCCCUGGGAGGGAAACCCCCAUCUGCACAGCCCUGGGAUGAGGCAGCUCUGAGGGAAAGGCUCCUCUGAGCUGUGCAGGACAGAGCAGCUUCAGCCACGGCUCUGCCCCGUCCUGGGGCUGCUGAAAGGCCUCACAGCACUGCUGGGGCUGGUUGUUCCCAACUGAAACAGUAUUUUAAGAACAGUGACAGGAGGGAACGAACCCUCCCAGAGCCCGAGGAGUGAUGUGAAAACUCCAACUGCACUGUUUUCCUUUGGUAUGCUGGGAAUGUGCUAUGAGCUCUGUUUAAAGCCCCACAGCCCAGCCCUGUGCCAGCUGCUGUGUUUGUUACAACACUGUCCACUUGUAUUUUAUGGGUAUUGUGUAUUGACUUAUUUAUUUUUCUUGGGGACAGACUAUUGCAU
Molecule: messenger RNA, 4781 nt
Organism: Colius striatus (speckled mousebird)
Lineage: Eukaryota; Metazoa; Chordata; Aves; Coliiformes; Coliidae
Gene: SGSM2
Product: small G protein signaling modulator 2
Exons: 24
Coding region: 110-3250 (1046 amino acids)
Molecular function (GO): GTPase activator activity
Source: RefSeq, a predicted model, not a curated record